AUGGCACCUGAUGCCUCUGCAUCUCCAGUGCCAGUGGAGCACAGCUAUGCCACAGCUUCAGUGGUGUGCUCCACUGGCACUGAAGAUGCAGAGGCAGCAGGUGCCAUCUGCACAGGUACAGGGGUGACGGCAGGUCUUACUGCCACAGGAACAGCAGGCACUGCUAGCACUGGAGCUGUAGUGGAGGCUGGUGCCACUGGCACUGAAGCUGAGUUGGCAGCAGGCACUGCUGGCAAAAGAACAGGGGUGGCGCCAUGUGCAGCUGGCACUAAGCUGCAAGGACAGGCACCGCUGGAGCUGGUACUGGUACUGGAGCUGAUGCGGUUGGUGCCACUGAAGCUAGUACUGAAGCGGGGGCAGCAGGUGCUGCUGAAGCUGAGUAAAACCUGGACUGAAGCUCAGAGCUACUGCAGACAGACCUACACUGAUCUGGCCACCAUCAACAACAUGGACGAGAUGAAGAAGCUGAACGAGGCUCUGAAGGAUAAAGGUGGCGACUUUGUUUGGAUUGGUCUGAACAGAGGGAACACAAGGAAAUGGGGGUGGUCUCUGGGAGGUGGAAGUUUCUACAGUUUUGGAGACUCGUACCGGAACUGGGACAGUCGAGAACCAAAUAAUGCUGGGGGGAAUGAGUACUGUGGAGCGAUGUAUCGAGACAGCGGACAGUGGCUUGAUCACAGCUGUGAGACACUAAAUGCUUUUGUGUGUUUUAACGAAAAGAAUACAAGCACUGAGAGAUACGUAUUAAUUAAUGAGAGAAAGACCUGGCGUGAAGCUCAGAGCUACUGCAGAGAACAUCACACAGACCUGCCCAGUGUGAGGAACCAGACUGAGAACCAGGAGGUUCGGAGUGUGGCAAAAAAUGUUGGUGAUAUGAUCUGGUUCGGCCUGUUUAAUGACCCCUGGAAGUGGUCAGAAGAUCAGAAUAACUCCUCAUUUCGAUACUGGUCUCCCAACCAGCCAGAUAAUACUGAUAAAUGUGCUGCAGCAUCUGUAAAGGACCAGUCUCAGUGGUAUGAUGUGAACUGUAACACAUCAUUUCCUUUUAUCUGCUAUGAAAAUGAGCUGGUCUUGAUCCAGAAGAAACUGAGCUGGGCAGAAGCUCUGAGAUACUGCAGAGAGAAUCAUGUGGACCUGGUCUCAGUUCACUCUGAGGAGAUCCAGCUCUGGGUGAAGGAUGUGGCUCAGAAAGCCUCCACUGAUCAUGUGUGGCUGGGUCUGCGUCACACCUGCACUCAGGGAUUCUGGUUCUGGACAAGUGGGUUUACUGUCUGCUACCAGAACUGGGCUCCAGGUAACGGUGCAGAAGGUGAAGACUGCAGUCCUGUAGAGAGAACCGGAGCGGUGCAGGCUAGAGGAGAUCAGCAGUGGGUCAGCCUGCCUGAGAACCAGACUCUCAACUUCAUCUGCAUCAGUUAUGAGGGUUAG
Messenger RNA from Astyanax mexicanus (Mexican tetra), 1428 nucleotides. RefSeq names its product macrophage mannose receptor 1-like. Bases 1 to 1428 code for a protein of 475 amino acids. Lineage: Eukaryota; Metazoa; Chordata; Actinopteri; Characiformes; Acestrorhamphidae. The record is from RefSeq and is a predicted model, not a curated record. The transcript is spliced from 5 exons.